Bradysia coprophila is the source of this 1569-nucleotide messenger RNA. Its product is annotated as tRNA-specific adenosine-34 deaminase regulatory subunit adat3. Gene Ontology annotation, molecular function: tRNA-specific adenosine-34 deaminase activity. NCBI's taxonomy places the organism in Eukaryota, Metazoa, Arthropoda, Insecta, Diptera, Sciaridae. Gene Ontology annotation, cellular component: nucleus; cytoplasm. The record is from RefSeq and is a predicted model, not a curated record.
CCUGCAGUGCCUUCAAUAGCUUUUUGACAGAUAGUGAAAUUUCUUUUUCGAGGAAAAUUCAAGCAAUGUAACUAAGUUUUUAUCUGUGCAAAAUCGUGCAUAGAUUCAUUGAAGUGGAAUAAAUACUUGGUGACUUAAGAAUAUGGAGCCAAGCACUAAGCGGAUUAAGCUUGACAGCAGUCAUUCGACGGACACCACAUCAUUUCAAAUAAAAUCAAUUCUUUCGGAUGAGCUGUUAAAAACAAUCGAUACGGUCGAUGUUUAUACGAUGUCUAUAAAUGACAGUAAAAACACAUCCGAAAUUAUGUUGGAAGUGAACAGAUUGUUACCCGUUCCAAAUUUACAGCAUUUGAAGCGAAUCAAGAAAAAGGAUAUGAUUCUGUGUCCGGUUAAGGAUGUGGCUAAUUUCCUAAAAGAAGAUGAGGCGUUUUUUGAAAGAGUAAGACAUAUUUUACCAGACACAGUGCCAAAGAAAUCUGUAGACGAAACAGUCAAAUGGUUGCUAGACUUGUCAUCGGAAUCAAGUAGCAACAAAUCCAUUUUAUCCGAAUACCUUCGAGCAAAAGGAUUUAAAGAAGAAAUGACCGAGAAAUUAACAACGAACGUAACCCUAUCACCAGUUCCAUCGAUUCAACCAAAAUUACGUUGGCAGUAUAGCAUAGCUACGGAACAGUGGCCUUGUAAAUUCCAUCUGAAUAAACAACUGGAAAACUUAUACAGCCACAACGUGUUUAAUGAAAAUGAGAAAAAUUUCCAUAUCCAAUUCAUGGAGCUAAGUUUGUUUAUUUCGUCCAAUGCGAACGACAAAAGUGUUGGUGUCAUUGUCGAUCCACGUAACAAACACAUUGUAGCUGUCGGUGAAACUCGAAUAGAUUUGCAUCCGUUGAUGCAUUGUUCAAUGGUGUUGAUUGACAUGGUUGCUCGAUCACAAAACGGUGGUGCUUGGAGAGAGCUGGAUAUUAGUACUGAUCAUAUCGACGAUGACUCGUUCAACCACAAUGGAAUUGACUCUGACAUUAGGACUCUCAUUGGAACACAGUUUUCAGUAAAAUUUGGUGCACAAAAACCAUCAUCUGUAGCGGCACCAACAUUGCUACAGACUAAUGAUUCAACAUCAGCCGACAAUUUGUCAAAGUAUGGACCGUAUCUAUGUACUGGCUACGAUGUUUAUUUGACUGAUGAACCUUGCAUCAUGUGCGCGAUGGCUCUGGUGCAUAGUCGAGCACGCAGAAUAUUUUUCCACAGACCGAACGCGAAUGGAGCUUUAAAAACCUUGACUAAACUGCAUACCAUCAAAGCACUUAACCACCACUAUGAAGUUUAUCAAAUUUCCUGAACCAUAAUUAAGCACACGAAUAUGUUACAAUAAACAUUUUUGCCUUUACACAUCACGUCUGCGGUGUAACAAUAAAUUUGUGGUAAUUUUUAUUUGCUGCUUUGAUUGGUUCAUUUUUUUUUGUUGAAUAAAAUGAAGACGUAAGAAACAAUGAACUUAAAGUAGUUUUUUGUUAGUCUGAAAUGGUUGGUAAUUUUUCGUCUCAUCCAGAGUUGGGAGGACUUAGAGGGAUA